Candidula unifasciata is the source of this 1161-nucleotide messenger RNA. NCBI's taxonomy places the organism in Eukaryota, Metazoa, Mollusca, Gastropoda, Stylommatophora, Geomitridae. The record is from the annotation of a GenBank genome assembly.
GAGUCCACAUUUUGUCUGGUGGUCAGGGGCAACCGUCUGGGCCAGCCUUCUCUGAUGGAUGUUCUCAUGGCCGGCUGCAUCCCUGUGGUGGCUGCUGAUGGCUACUUGUUACCCUUCCAUGAGGCUCUGGACUGGACAAGAGCUGCAGUACAUAUCAAGGAGGAACACCUCUCUGAUGUGGUGGAGAUCCUGAAGAACUACAGCACUGAAAGAAUCUUCAACAUGAGGAGACAAGUUCAGUUCUACUGGCAAAAAUAUUUCAAGUCGUUGUCUGACAUCACUCUCACCACGCUGCAGAUCAUCAACGACAGAGUGUUUCCUUUUGAUGCCACCACAUACGAUGAAUGGAAUGAGCUGCCAAAUCUGAGAGCCAUCAAGAAUCCAUUGUUUCUACCUCUUCGAGCCCCGAAAUCUCUUGGCUUCACUGCGGUCAUAUUGACCUAUGACAGAAUUGAUUCUCUGUUUCAAGUUGUGCGCCAGGUUGGAAAAGUUCCUAGUCUAGCCAAGAUCAUUGUUGUCUGGAAUAAUCAAGAGGUGAUUCCUCCACCAGUGAAUCAGUGGCCCAAUAUUGGGAAGCCAAUCAAAAUCAUACAGACUAAAUAUAACAGGUUGAGUAACAGAUUUUUCCCCUACGAUGAGAUAGAAACUGAAUGUAUUCUGGCUCUAGAUGAUGAUAUAGUGAUGCUGACUCCGGACGAAGUUGAAUUUGGUUAUGAGGUGUGGAGAGAGCACCCGGACAGACUUGUGGGCUACCCAUCCCGCCUCCAUCUGUGGCAGAACAGCUCCCAGAGUUACAGUUAUGAAUCCGAGUGGAUGAAUGCUAUAUCCAUGGUCUUGACUGGGGCUGCCUUUCACCACAAGCACUGGACUGUGUGGAUGCAAAUACUGAACUGUGUGGAUGCAAAUACUGAACUGUGUGUGGAUGCAAAUAAUGAACUGUGUGUUGUCCCUCGCAAGAAGUUCAAGUGCCCAGAGUGUGUCAAGGAGAUGCUUUCUGCCGAUACCUCUCACAUGGUGGAGAGGUCUGAGUGUAUCAACCAUUUUGUGCAGCUCUAUGGUUCCAUGCCUCUGAAAGCCAUCGAGUUUCGGGCGGACCCAGUUCUCUACAAAGACAAGUUACCUGGCGUACUAAAAAAGUUCAAUGAUCUUGGAACUUUGUGA